UACGAGUCCUCUUCUCCUCCGCCAUGUUGGACCAGUGCUGACUCAUGGUCACGGGCAGCUUGCCCCCUUUGCAGCAGCGCGCCUCGCAUUCUAUCCUUGCUCAUGCCAUCUCCAUGCCCCUAUCAUCGACAUCUCGACGCAGUGUUUCCAUGCUUGCAUGACUUGCAUCUCUGGCAUCUUCUCUGGAUCCAUGCAUCCCAAGCAUGCACCGUGUCCACCUCUCCUUUGUAUCCUGUCAAGCAAAGUUGAAGUCCAUUUGACCAGACUUUCUAUUUGAUGGGUUGAACCAUCAUGCCUUGAUGCUAUCAAUGUAAUGAGUCCGAUUGACACCAACCACAAUUUCAAUCUUGUUCAUCGACCGUUUUUGAAACCUAUCUUCUAACGAAGAUCGAACCGAUGCCCGAAAUCAGUUACUUCCCCAGUGCCAUGUAAAUGGUUGCAGAACAUCGUUGUCUCACUUUCUUUGCAGCAUGGCAACACCGCUCUGCGGCGCAAAGGCAGCCAGACGACACCUCAUUCUCAUCAACAUUGGAAUAUUCUUUCUUGGAUUUGUCUUCAUUAUCGUGGGUGCGGUCACUUUAUCCCAUGGUCAACUCUUCCAGCAGGCCAUCGACAGAUACUGCUCCGUCGAAUGCAAGACCAUCAACUGCCAGGCUCGCGAAUGCUCCUCGUCUCUCCCUUCCUGCGAUUGUUCCACCGGACGGACGCUGCUGCCGGCGUACUUCUAUGCUCCUGCCUCCGGACUGAUUGCUGUUGGAGUCUUCUCCCUCGUGACAUCUGUCUUGGGAUGUAUAGGCGCGAUCAGGCACAAAGCCCCGUGGCUGUGCGGAUACAUCCUUGCGAUCUCCUUCGUACUACUCUUGCAGUUUUCUUUCGGGGUUGCUGCGGCUCUGGUGUCGGGUAUGGACCGCAUACCCGAUGUCAUGAUGCAGCUUUUCGACACGCAGUACAAGGACUUCGACUGGGAGUUCCUUAGGGAUUUCCUUCCCCAAGCUUGUUACAUAGCCAACAGCACAAGGGCUGAUCGCAGCGUCACUCACUUCCCGGCGUGCGCCUGGAACGGGACUUGUGACACCGACACGUCAUCGCGGAUGCCCGUCAACUGUUGUACAGCAAACAACAUGUGCGACUUUGGGAACUCCAAGUACUGCACGUCCAGUCAGAAGUGUGUCAGCGGCUUCCUCUCAAGUGUCGGGACCCCCGUGGCGGUGGCCUGCUUGCUGACCCUGGUGCUUGAAAUCUUCGCCAUCUGGUGGGCCUGCAUAAUCAGACGAGAAACAAGGCCUGGAGGAGUUUUUGAUCCAUCUCGAAAUCAUCUCUGAAUCAACCUCAUGAACAUUCCUUGUAAAAUGAAUCGACAUUUUUGUGCAAUGAUGCUCAGA
Guillardia theta CCMP2712 is the source of this 1382-nucleotide messenger RNA. RefSeq lists its product as hypothetical. Gene Ontology annotation, cellular component: membrane. The record is from RefSeq and is a predicted model, not a curated record. NCBI's taxonomy places the organism in Eukaryota, Cryptophyceae, Pyrenomonadales, Geminigeraceae. The transcript has 9 exons. The coding region runs from base 471 to 1322 and encodes 283 amino acids.